GAUACGUGGCAAUUAUUGUCGCAGAAUCAAAUUCGGCUGGACGCUUCACUCAAGGAAAUGAAAACCAAGAUCCGUCAAUAAAAGGAAAUUUGACUCGUCUUAGUGUAAAAAAAUUGAAAAUUUGUGAAAAGAUGCCCUAUUUUCAUAUGGAUGAGUCAUAUAUUUUGGAAAUUAUGGAAAAUGAAUCCAAUUUAAAUGCAAAUUCAGUGUGGGGCGCUCUUCGUGGUCUCGAAACUUUCAGUCAAUUAUUGUCAGCAUCCGGAGAAGGAAAUAGUUUGAAAAUAAAAAGACAAAUUAUUGAAGAUAAACCUCGAUUGCCACACAGAGGACUUCUUUUGGAUACGUCUCGUCAUUUUCUACCCGUUAAGGAUAUUCUUCUCACUUUAGAUGCAAUGUCCUACAAUAAAUUAAACGUAUUUCACUGGCAUAUUGUCGACGACAAUAGUUUUCCAUAUGAGAGCGCAGUUUUUCCAGAAUUAUCAUCAAAAGGCGCUUAUCAUCCAUCGAUGAUUUACAAGAGAAACGAUAUCGAAGAAAUAAUAAAUUAUGCCCGACUUCGUGGAAUUCGUGUCAUUCCUGAAUUUGAUACACCUGGGCAUACGGAAUCGUGGGGCCAAGGAUAUCCCGAGUUACUCACUAAAUGUUACGAUAAAAAUGGAAAUUUAGAUGGAACUGUUGGACCUCUCGAUCCGACAAAUCCGAAAGUAUACGAAUUUUUGGACAAAUUGUUUCAUGAGAUUGUUGAUGUUUUCCCGGAAAAAUAUCUCCAUCUUGGAGGCGAUGAAGUGCCAUUCAAAUGUUGGGAGAGUAAUUCUCAAAUUAUUAAUUUCAUGAAGGAGCACAAUAUGACGAAAAAUUUCACACUCCUGGAAAAUCUCUACAUCAGUAAAUUGAUCAAUAUAACGAAUAAUCUCAAUUCGAAAACAAUCGUCUGGCAAGAGGUAUUCGAUAAUGGAGUGAAAAUCGAAAACGACACAAUCGUUCAAGUUUGGAUUGGUCCAGCUUGGAAAAAGGAAAUUAGUAAAGUAACAAACGCCGGAAAUCCUGUGUUACUUUCAGCUUGUUGGUACCUCAGUGAUCUUUUAAGUGGAGGAGAUUGGAAAAAAUUUUACUACUGUGAUCCACUGUUAUUUUCCGGUUCUAAGGAUCAAAAGAAACUUAUGUUGGGGGGUGAGGCUUGUAUGUGGGGGGAAUAUGUCGAUAGGAAUAAUUUGCAUCAAAGAAUUUGGCCGAGAGCAAGUGCAGCUGCUGAACGACUUUGGAGUUUUAACAUACAACCUAUGAAUUUCGUCUCUAAACGUCUUGAGGAACAUUCUUGCCGAAUGAACAAACGUGGUGUUCCCGCUCAGCCUCCCAAUGGAUCCGGUUUCUGUUUAAUUUGAAAACAGAUCAAUUUUCACAGUCGGCACUCAUUCACAUUUAUCGCAGGUAAAUUAGCAAUUUUUUUUUUAAUUAUAGAAAUAUUUUUC
Leptopilina heterotoma is the source of this 1469-nucleotide messenger RNA. RefSeq names its product beta-hexosaminidase subunit beta-like. Gene Ontology annotation, biological process: ganglioside catabolic process; carbohydrate metabolic process; glycosaminoglycan metabolic process. The transcript has 6 exons. Bases 132 to 1382 code for a protein of 416 amino acids. Gene Ontology annotation, molecular function: beta-N-acetylhexosaminidase activity. Lineage: Eukaryota; Metazoa; Arthropoda; Insecta; Hymenoptera; Figitidae. Gene Ontology annotation, cellular component: membrane. The record is from RefSeq and is a predicted model, not a curated record.